AUGGCGGGCAAAAUGGUGCUAUACAAGCUGGUGGUGUUAGGGGACGGUGGCGUUGGGAAAACAGCCCUGACAAUCCAGCUUUGCCUGCAACAUUUUGUUGAGACAUAUGACCCUACCAUUGAGGAUUCAUACCGGAAGCAAGCCGUGAUAGACAACCAAGCGUGCAUGCUCGAGGUGUUGGACACGGCAGGGCAGGAAGAGUACACAGCGCUACGAGACCAGUGGAUCCGAGACGGCGAGGGCUUCAUCCUAGUGUACAGCAUCUCGUCCCGCUCGUCAUUCACGCGCAUCAAGAGGUUCCACCACCAGAUACAGCGGGUGAAAGAAUCGACAGCCUCGUCACCCUCAUACCCGGGGUCACCGAUCUCGGCGGCGAAUCCGAUGGCGCCAGUCCCGAUUAUGCUAGUAGGGAACAAGAGCGACCGCAUUGCCGAGCGAGAAGUCUCAACACAAGAGGGGCACGCCCUCGCCCGCGAGCUAGGUUGCGAGUUCGUCGAGGCUUCGGCCAAGAACUACAUCAACGUCGACAAGGCCUUCUAUGACGUGGUCAGGAUCCUGCGGAGGCAGCGACAAGCCGCCGCGCAACCGCUUCCGCCUGCCGGGGGCGGCAGGUACGAGGGAAGGAGGGCCGACUCGAACAUCCAGCCAAGAGAAGGCCGCGCCAGGAGAGGGAACCAGGACCGUCGCAGGGGAUGCGUCAUAUUAUGA
This is a messenger RNA of Canariomyces notabilis, 708 nucleotides long. RefSeq names its product ras-domain-containing protein. Gene Ontology annotation, biological process: Ras protein signal transduction. The record is from RefSeq and is a predicted model, not a curated record. The transcript is spliced from 2 exons. Gene Ontology annotation, cellular component: plasma membrane. The coding region runs from base 1 to 708 and encodes 235 amino acids. NCBI's taxonomy places the organism in Eukaryota, Fungi, Ascomycota, Sordariomycetes, Sordariales, Chaetomiaceae. Gene Ontology annotation, molecular function: GTP binding; GDP binding; GTPase activity.